This is a messenger RNA of Ylistrum balloti, 2655 nucleotides long. RefSeq lists its product as uncharacterized. NCBI's taxonomy places the organism in Eukaryota, Metazoa, Mollusca, Bivalvia, Pectinida, Pectinidae. Bases 1 to 2451 code for a protein of 816 amino acids. The transcript has 8 exons. The record is from RefSeq and is a predicted model, not a curated record.
AUGGAAGUUUAUAGGAAGAAGGAAGUAGUUCCUCUCCUUGAACGUGAAUUUACGUUUCAUCCCAUGAAUUCACAGAAGGAACAAAAGACAUUUCAAGAUGAACAAGAAACUGAUGAAGUGGAAGAGAAAUUUGAAGAAGAGAUCCUGGCGAUGGAAAACAGAAAGUGGAGGGGCGUGUCUUUGGUUUGGCAGGAUGCUAUUUUGCUGACACUUGACUUUCUACAGAUAUUUGCACUGAUUCAGUCCAUGGCCCUUCGCUGGACUUAUUCAUCUGACUGGCUGCAAAAGGGAUAUUUUUUCUUCUUGUUCAAUUUGGAUGUUUGGGAGUUCACCAAGCUUCAUAACAAUGUUUGGAUUGAUGUUAAGAGCUACUACACACCCAGUGCAUCUGUCCCUUUGUCCUUCUGGUAUAUCACAGUCGGCUGGUUUUCUGGCAUAGUAGGUUUAAUUCUUUUGUUUGUGGCAUUCUAUGCUUUCUUAAAAAUCCAUCAGCCCAGACGACUCGGGAACAAGUUGGCAUGGGUACGACGUAUAUUCUUUUACCUGGUGCAAAUUCUUACACUUCCAAUGGGAACAACCAUCGGCCACCUUCUCCAAUGUACAAACGGCAAUGUAGUGGAUGUGAUGAACGACGUGGAGUGUUUUACAGGGAUACACUGGCUGUAUGUUACAUUUGGCAUCAUCAUUGCUAUUUUUCUGUUCAUUGUGUUCCCUGCCUAUGUUGUUUUUAAGGUACGGAGGGAGUCUGUUGGUUCUUGUAGCAAACACCAUGAGUCAUUUCUGCUUCUGAAGGAGUCAGAGUAUAAAAUCGGAUUAGGUAAAGCCUGGUUGUACAGCGAUAUGUACUUGUAUUCGUCGUUUCGCUUCUGGGGUAUAUACCAUAGAGUAGUUGUACAGAUCGUGAAGAUGAUUUUGUUGAUCAUUUAUGUGGCAACAUUUAAGAAUAUUGUUACCCAGGCCUGGACUGUUGCUGCAUUCCUCGCUAUUUUCUUUGUCUUCUUCAUCUUCAUCCGACCUUACAGAUUAACGAGUUUCAACAUCAUGCUUGGGAUGAGUUAUCUCCUCUUGUUAGGCCUCACCCUGAUCGGAGCUAUGAAGACUGAGUUCAAUGCCUAUACUCUAGAUAAUCCUUGGAUGACACCCAGCUACAGUAUGUGGCUUAUUGGUUUGUGUAUGGUAUGCUGGGCCCUGAUCUGGGUUGUAUUUGUUAUAUAUCUCAUGUUCUAUAAGGUACGCCAUUGUUGUAAUAGCAACAAACUGCCACUGUGGCCAACUUUUACCAGCUCUGACGAGGAUUACAUCAGUCCAGAAGCUAGAAAGUUCCUCAAGACUUUCCUCAGAGCUCGCAUCAUUCUGGACAAAACUAAGGAGUCGCCUCCCAUAUUUGCUCAAGUUCAUGACCUUGCUCAGCAGAUCAAGGUUCUGAAUGUUUUUUGUCGUGAAGCUGAAUGCCUUGGUGAUGCCCUUCAUGGCAUCAUGUGGGACCUACUGGACGAGAUGAUUGAUGUGCACUCUGACCUCUCACAGAAAUCCCUGUUUGCUGAGACUGUAAAGGAGUCGAUACGCUACACAUCCCAAGAAUUCCUCAAACUCAUGCCAUCCUUUACACAGAGGUUAGCGCAGCGUGACUAUGACUUCAUCCUCAUCAAUCCUGUGAAAAAACGCAUGCUCCUCAAGAUGUAUUGCAUGGGGAUUUUUCUGAAUGGUCGAACUGAGAAGAUAACCAAAGCUCAGAUGCUGACCAAACCUGCUCUAGACACUAUCUGGCAGGAAACUGACCACAGGAGUGACGUGGAAGAGGGUUACUAUGAAGACCUGUAUCCGGACCCCUUGGAAAUCCAAUCGGAAUCUUCAGUCGACUUGUCCUUGGAAAGUGCAGACUCCGAUGAUGAUGUCAGCUUCAACAGAAUGUAUGGACAACUUCCUCAGGUGGAGACCCUCAAACCAGAUUUCUAUCGAUCAAUGAAUUCCCCGCGCCCUGGAUCUGGAUCUUCUGCAUCACUCCGCCCUGAUUCCGCUUUGUCUAUAACACGUCCAGGGUCAGCGUCAUCGCAGAUUCGUUCUGGAUUAGCAGCAUCCCUUCCCAGGUCUGCAGCCUCUCUCCAGCACCCUUCAUCUGGCUUCUUUCAGCGCCCAUCGUCUGGUAACUCACAUGGGAGUCAGGGCCAUGAUAAUCCAGGGUUUAUUCCGGAGGAGGAAGAGGCCCUACCGGGGUACAUAGAAGCAGUUGGUGAUCGUCCAGCCAGUCGAGAGAGCAUCAGUGUCAUUGAUAGUAAACAAACCGAUUUGGGGCCUGAAGGGAAUAAUAUACCAGACUUGUUACAAGCUGCUGAUGCUGUGAUCGACAUGGAAACACCAGCCAUACCAUCACAUGAUUCUCCAAAAAAGAAAAAAUUGAUGAAGAGAAGUUCAAGAAACAAACUGGCUGGUAGACGAGAAUCUAAUGCCUAAGAUCUGUGAGGAAGUCUAUAUUGAAAGGACAGACAAAAGAAAAAUACCUUUAUUAUUAUUGAAACAGGCACCAAAUGCAAAACCUGACCAAUUUUGUUUUUAAAGGUCGUGAAGCGAUAGCUCCAAUAAAUCAUGAUGUUGGAGAACUGAAAAUUUGAAACUGAUUAUUUGACAUUUGUUGCAAAGAAAGUCACAACCUUUUGA